Messenger RNA from Arxiozyma heterogenica, 1425 nucleotides. RefSeq names its product glucokinase (gene GLK1). Bases 1 to 1425 code for a protein of 474 amino acids. The transcript is spliced from 2 exons. Gene Ontology annotation, cellular component: cytosol; mitochondrion. NCBI's taxonomy places the organism in Eukaryota, Fungi, Ascomycota, Saccharomycetes, Saccharomycetales, Saccharomycetaceae. The record is from RefSeq and is a predicted model, not a curated record. Gene Ontology annotation, molecular function: ATP binding; glucokinase activity; fructokinase activity. Gene Ontology annotation, biological process: glucose metabolic process; glucose 6-phosphate metabolic process; glycolytic process.
AUGUCAUUUGACGAUCUACACAAAGCUAAAACACAACAAUUGAACGAUGCUGUGGAUUCCAUCGUUAAAGAAUUCGAAAUUACUCCAGAGAAGUUAGAAGAACUGACCGAGUAUUUCAUUGAACAAAUGGAAAAGGGUCUGGCUCCCGUGGAAAAUAAAACAACAGAUAAAGGGCUCCCCAUGAUCCCUUCCUUCGUCACUAGUACCCCCAACGGUACCGAACAAGGUAUCUUACUAGCCGCAGAUCUUGGUGGCACUAACUUUAGAGUCUGUUCCGUCACUCUUAAUGGUGAUCACACCUACUCCAUGGAACAAAUGAAAUCCAAGAUCCCAGAUGAACUGUUAGAGUCCAAAGACGUCACUUCCGAUCAACUGUUCGGGUAUCUUGCUAGAAGAACUUUGAUCUUCUUGAAGAAAUACCAUCCUGACUAUCUUUCUUCUUCCUCCACUUCUCCUUCAACCUCUGAAUCUCUACGUCUGGGUUUCACCUUUUCUUACCCAGUGGACCAAACCUCUUUAAACAGCGGUACCUUGAUCAGAUGGACCAAAGGGUUCAACAUCCCAGACACCGUCGGCAAGGAUGUCGUCCGUCUAUACCAAGACCAGUUGAACCAGCUGGGCCUUGAAUUCGUCAACGUCGUGGCCAUGACCAAUGACACAGUAGGCACCUUCCUUUCUCACUGUUACACCUCGAAUAACACAGACUCUAUGACCACAGGGGAGAUCUCCGAACCCAUCAUCGGCUGUAUCUUUGGUACAGGUACCAACGGUUGUUACAUGGAAGAGGUCAACAAGAUCACAAAGUUGCCUGCAAGCCUACGUGAGAGAUUGUUGAAGGAGGGCAAGACCCACAUGGUCAUUAACACAGAAUGGGGGUCCUUCGAUAAUGAACUGAAACACCUACCGGUCACCAAAUAUGACGUGGACAUAGACCAGAAAUUCUCGGCUAACCCGGGGUUCCAUCUGUUCGAAAAGAGAGUCUCCGGUAUGUUCCUUGGUGAAUUGCUAAGAAACAUCCUAGUCGAUUUACAUUCAAGAGGCCUGAUCUUUAACCAAUACAGAACAAAAGAACAACUGCCACAUCAACUUUCCUUGUUGCAAUCGCUAAGGUUACCAACCUCUCCAUCCGAGAGAUUGCAGAUCCAGAAAUUGGUACGUGCCAUCUCAAGAAGAUCUGCAUACUUGUCCGCCGUCCCAUUGGCAGCAAUCACUAUCAAGACAGGCGUCCUAAACAAGAGGUACCAUGGUGAAGUAGAGAUUGGUUGUGACGGUUCCGUCGUCGAAUACUAUCCAGGUUUUAGAUCAAUGUUGAGACAUGCAUUGGCAUUAUCACCAUUAGGUGCAGAGGGAGAAAGAAAGAUCCACAUCAAACUUGCUAAAGACGGUUCUGGCGUCGGUGCAGCUUUAUGUGCAUUAGUAGCAUAA